Molecule: messenger RNA, 2493 nt
Organism: Linum trigynum
Lineage: Eukaryota; Viridiplantae; Streptophyta; Magnoliopsida; Malpighiales; Linaceae
Source: the annotation of a GenBank genome assembly
GCAAGAAUACGACCGACCCCACGCAAUCCCACAGGCCACAACCACAAACCCCUUUUCUUUUUCCUAUUUCAGCUUCAGUUUCAGUAUCUCUAAGCCCCAAAAGCUCACCGAUUCCGUUCACUCUCUCUAGAACAUUCUCCGCCACUCCCUGAAAAUGACGGACUCCGACGGAACCGCCACAGCGCCGCCGAAGCAAUCGGAAGACAAGAUGAUGCUGCCGCCGGCCCCAUCACCGGCCAGAAGCAGUCAUCUCAGCAUUUGGCCCCCUUCGCAGCGCACCCGCGACGCCGUGAUUUCUCGCCUAAUCGAGACCCUGUCCACUCCCUCCGUCCUCUCCAAGCGCUACGGCACGAUUCCGACCGACGAGGCCGCCGAAGCUGCUCGCCGCAUCGAGGAGGAAGCCUUCGCCGCCUCCAGCCACUCAACUACCCCCGAGGACGACGGGCUCGAAAUCCUCCAGCAGUACUCCAAGGAAAUCAGCAAGCGGAUGCUGGAAACCGUCAAGGCUCGGGCCGGGUCCGAAACUGCCCCGAACAACAUUGCUCCGGCGACUCCUCCUCUUGAUGUGCCGCACCCCGCUGAUUCUGCUGCCGAAGAAGUUCCGGCUUCUGACGAGGCUGCCGCUUGAACUUGUUAGCAACUUUUAACUUCUAUGUGGUAUGUGUUCUUCUUUGUUCUAGGGGUACUGUAAUGCUUAUCUUUGACUUCGAGAUUGAGAUCUAUUCGUGCUAAGUUAUGCCCCGAUUAUAUGAGAAAUGACUUCUAUAUAAGGGUUAGAAACCCUGUCUAGGGUUUUUGGGUUUCUAUUCCGCUCAGUAUGCUUCAGAUGCAUUUCCCCAAUCAGUUUGCUUUGUUUUUUUAUCUUAUCUUUGUGUGGUGUUGAUUCUGGGGCUGUGAUCAUCCAUGGACUGGUAUCUGAGCUUUGUGUGAAAUCGGUUUUGUUUCCAGUUGAGACAUUGUGGUGGAUUUAGGGAAAAAGAAAAUGUGACCAUGGAUAACUCAGAGCUAUAGAAGAUGGUUUUACCCCACCAUUUUGGUGGUGUUUCCUUGUGAUUAGUGAGAAUCACACAAGGAAAUGACACUAAGCUCGUAGACAUGCACUAGUAAGCUCUCUUUUGUUUAGUUCUUGUUCCUGAUAGUGUUUGCUAAGAGCUAUCCUUCACCAACGUGAUUUCAGAGGGAAUGUUAGUUGCUUUUUUCAUUACACGGUGAGAGGUGCGAAAGAGAGUAGAUAUUUAGACCGUAGAGGGUAGAUCAGCACAUAUCUGGUUAAUCUCUUUCUCUUCAUAUUCUGAUCUCGAGUGUUUGUUGGCAGCUAUUAUAGUACAGUUGGAUUUCUAGCUGUAUCAAACAUCCUUAUGUGAUUUAAGCCCUAUUGUUAAGCUAGUAACAUAUCUGCUGUAGCUAACUGCUUAUAAACAGAACAAGCCAUUCGUUCUGUUCAUUUCUGAUUCCCUUUGUAAUUGCACCCGACAUUUAAGAUACACUCCUUCGUCCGAUAGUAUAUUCACAAGAAGCCCCUCUUGGAUAUGUUUAAACUUGGGCAUAGUUGGUGGAAGCUAGAGAAAGGCUGUCUGUUGUAGAAUUGUGUGUCAAUGAGACCAUUCUCCUCUGCUUACAGUAUUCUCAUCUGCCUGCUACAUUGGGAUACCCCUGAGUUUCCAAUGGAAAUGAUGCUAGAAGAAGUGUCACUGACUUUGUUAGUAUGGACGAGAGCUUACCAUCUUGAACUCUUUCGUUCUGUUUUAUAUAUUUUGUUAUAUGAACCUUCUUUCUCUGCAAUUUAAAAGGUGGCCAUUGUUUGUAUAACUAAUAAACUCUUUCGAACAUUUUAAUAAGCAUAUACACAUACUGUCAUGUGUGGCAUUGCAGGCGUAUAUACCUUCAGUGAUCUUAAGUAACUCGCAAGAAAACUUCAAAACGUAUUGUUCCUCAUGAUGCAGUUGUCUAUAAUUGCUAUGGCUGUUGCAUCUAAAUUCUUUAUUUCUGGUGAAGUACGGUCAUCAAUACAGUUGACAUUGUUGUACAAUCUGACGAAGUUGAAGAGAACUUAGUGGUCAUUUGCUUGGUGACCCUCUACCUGAAGUCGGUCUCUCCUUCCUUUUCUUAUUUUUCUCACUGAUCCAUUGACAGGUAUCUGUGUUGUCGAUAUUUAUGUUCUUCAACUGAUAGGGGCAACUGGAGCUUUUCAGAGAAUCAGAGUUUUUUUCCCCCGUUGUUUGUUUGGAUUUUUGGUACUCUUGUCCGCUAUGUUGAUUCACUGCACAGCCAUGAGCCAUCUGUUAGGCUUAUGAUUUUCCUAGUGCUCCUUUCGCAUUACCAGUUGCUUAGCAGUAUAUCUUUACGUACAAUUAGGGCUCGUUGCUACUUUCUGCAGUAACGAAACUAAUGGUGUAUACUCGGAUGGUAAUCGUGUCCAGCGAGUCGUAGUGGUUGCCUGUUGGUAUUUUGGGUUUCACAGGUUGACGUUAACAACAAAUUAAAAGAUUUCGC